GUGUUUUGGUUUUGGGGUUUUGUCUUCUUCAGGUUUUUUGGACGACGAUAAAGGUGAUAAAAGUGAAUGCAAGCCGUUUCCCAAAUCCCGCCGUCGUUCUCUUUGCAAAAGUGGACCUGAAAGUGCAAGAGGCCUGCAGAAUCGCAACCAACCGCAGCUGCUUAACUCUCAACCCGGGACUUCCAUCACCACCCAUCAAUUUCUGGAACUCGAAGAACGGUUUCAGGAAUUGCGGCCAGUUUAGAGGAAAAAAGGACACUCUCUUUUACCCCGCCACUCCCCGUGAUGGACAUCAAUCGAGUUCCGAACGAAAGGAAGCUGUACCUCUGCAAGUGGUACUUCAAAGCUGGUUUCGCUCUCCUGCCCUUCCUGUGGUCCAUCAACACGAUCUGGUUCUUCAACGAGGCGUUCCGGAAACCGGCCUACGACGAGCAGAAGGAAAUCAGGAAAUAUGUAGUGUUUUCGCUGGUGGGUACGCUGGUGUGGCUCGUGGCCAUCAUUUCCUGGGUCGUGACAUUCCAGAUGAAACGCACGGACUGGGGAGAAUUCGCGGAUAACAUAAGCUUCCUAGUGCCCCUCGGGCGGGCGUAGUAUUAACCAUCACCGACUAAUCGUCAGCAUUAUCUGUUAGCCUCACUACCCUCUAAUCAUCAUCUAAGCGCAUUCAAUAAAGUCAGCGAAGGUUAGCGUCCAACAAA
Messenger RNA from Anopheles aquasalis, 698 nucleotides. RefSeq names its product presenilin enhancer, gamma-secretase subunit (gene pen-2). The record is from RefSeq and is a predicted model, not a curated record. Lineage: Eukaryota; Metazoa; Arthropoda; Insecta; Diptera; Culicidae. Gene Ontology annotation, cellular component: gamma-secretase complex. Gene Ontology annotation, biological process: Notch receptor processing.